Poecilia reticulata (guppy) is the source of this 1794-nucleotide messenger RNA. It is a transcript of the gene plagx, whose product is annotated as pleiomorphic adenoma gene X. Gene Ontology annotation, biological process: regulation of transcription by RNA polymerase II. NCBI's taxonomy places the organism in Eukaryota, Metazoa, Chordata, Actinopteri, Cyprinodontiformes, Poeciliidae. Gene Ontology annotation, cellular component: nucleus. The record is from RefSeq and is a predicted model, not a curated record. Gene Ontology annotation, molecular function: RNA polymerase II transcription regulatory region sequence-specific DNA binding; DNA-binding transcription factor activity, RNA polymerase II-specific.
GGGGCAGCUAAAUGUUUUCUCUUGUUUAAUGUCUGCAGGAAAGUCUCCCUCCCCGUUGUUACGUCACUCUCCCAGAAUGCCUGGGUUCCAGCGCGGUGCCCCACAGUCCAGGCCCAAACUCCAAGAAACAGCUUUCAAACUUAUCCCACUAUGUCGUCGUGAAGCGCAAAACGAAAGCUGGGCAGAAAGCUGGAAAGACAUGCAUCCGGUAUGUAAUGACGGUGGACUAUCCAGGCUCUUGGUCAGCGUCCUGCGCAGCUGCAGAGCCACCAAUUUCCAUGUAAUUAGACCAUGUUUCACCAGGAUAAUCUCAAAGGGCAUGUUUAUGAGGACCUCCCAGCCAGUAGGCAGCUUUUCCAAUGCCAGGAUUGUGGAAAACAGUACAACACCCAGUUGGGUUACAAACGCCACCUGGUUGCCUUCCACAGCACUACUUCGGGCCAACAAUGCAUGAAGGAGUCUGCAGCUAUGUUGGAGAACCUGGCUGAACAUAGCGACACGCCUCUCUCAACAGAGGAAAGCCCUAAUGUGCCAUUGAGAGAGAGGAAGUACUCAUGUGAACGAUGCGACCGGCGGUUUUAUACCCGCAAGGAUGUACGCCGUCACGCUGUGGUGCAUACUGGUCGCCGUGACUUCCUUUGCCCGUGCUGCGCACAACGAUUUGGCCGCAGAGACCACCUGACCCGCCAUUUGAAAAAGAGCCAUGCACAGGAGUCUGGUUUGAUGCCACCAUCUACUCCCAGCACUCAUGUAGCUCCUCAGACCUCAACCAACCCCUGUCCAGUCAAAGAAGAGCCGAGUCCAGAGUCUUCUACGAUAAGUUCUGCCACUAAGGAUACCUCUGAAGCUUUUACCAGGGAAAUGAGCACUUCCUACACCUUGACAAAUCUAAUCCCUGCUAUGGGGCAUCCUCAUGGACUCGUCCAAGGGUCCUUGUCCUCAAGCAUGGGUGUAGGACAUCAUCUGACUACACAUUCUUCCCACUCACUUCGCCAUGGUCUUCAGCCACCAGCAGCGUCACAGCAGCAACCCUAUGGUAACAUGUCACAAUAUCAGUACGGGCCUUCCUCAUAUCCGCGCUCUGACAUGGAGAGCUUCCUGCUGGACUUUCAGAGUAACCCUUCACCUCAACUAAGCACGAUGAAUUCCUCCAUUUCUGCUUCACCCCAGAAGCAAAUUUUGGGUGACGGGCCGGACGUCGGUGGGGACACGCAUGCAUUACCUAGGACCCCUGCUAUCUCUAAUGAUUUGCCAUGCAACACUAACGUGGACCUUGGGUCGCUGCUUAGCUUUUUGCCUUUCAGCCUGCCACCUUAUAACCCUCACAUGGGGUUAGUGAUGGGCUAUCCACCAUCCUCCUCCCCCACUUCCUCUCCAUCUUCUUCAUCAGGGUUCUCCUCCCAAGCACCAGGGCCUUUCACUUUUUUCCAGCCCCCCCAGUCCCACGCACCACAAGGCUCAGGAGUUUUUAACCACAGCCAGCUACCUCAGUCAUAUAGUCCUGCUGUAAGCAAUUCCAGCUCCCUACCUCACUAUUACCAUGCUUUUCAGCAGUAAACAGCUCUUUUCCUGAAGUAUUCAUAUGCACUUGUUGUAUAUAUUGUUGUACAUAUUAUUUGAAAACGAGCAUCCAAGCAACAAGUCACCUCAUUAGUAUUACCUCAUAACUGAAAAGAUUUGAAUGUUUUAGAAAAUUCAGCUGAGAUUCACUACCUUCCCAACCCUCAAAAUCCUUCCACUUUUAACAUGGAAAAUGUUUUAAUGUUUGAAUGCAGACACGUAACCUCUAAAAAA